Engraulis encrasicolus (European anchovy) is the source of this 3357-nucleotide messenger RNA. It is a transcript of the gene dbt, whose product is annotated as dihydrolipoamide branched chain transacylase E2. The record is from RefSeq and is a predicted model, not a curated record. Gene Ontology annotation, cellular component: cytoplasm; mitochondrion. The transcript has 12 exons. Gene Ontology annotation, molecular function: lipoic acid binding; acetyltransferase activity. NCBI's taxonomy places the organism in Eukaryota, Metazoa, Chordata, Actinopteri, Clupeiformes, Engraulidae. Bases 16 to 1491 code for a protein of 491 amino acids.
GAAGCUAGGGGAAAGAUGGCUGCGGUUAUCUCACUGAGGGGUUCAUUCACUCUUGUGAGGCGUUUGGCGUCAGCACACCACUUCAAACACUGCUGCUCCAGAGUUCGACCAGCCUGCCUCGAGCGCAUCCCCCAUGCCUUCCCCAUUACACCCAGCCCCCACCGGCACUUCCAGACCACCUGCGCGGCCGCUGGUCCGGUUUUACAGUUCAAACUGUCCGAUAUUGGCGAGGGCAUCCGGGAAGUCACGGUGAAGGAAUGGUACGUUAAGGAGGGUGAUAAAGUGUCCCAGUUCGACAGCAUCUGUGAGGUGCAGAGUGACAAGGCUUCUGUCACCAUCACGAGUCGCUACGAUGGCGUCAUCAAGAAGAUCUACUACGAGAUUGAGGACAUCGCACUGGUGGGGACGCCACUGGUAGACAUUGAGACUGACGCAGGGGAAGAAACGGCUCAUGAGGAGGAUGUGCUGGAGACUCCGGCUGUGUCCCAUGAGGAACACACACAUCAGCAAAUCAAAGGACACAAGACACAAGCCACACCAGCUGUACGACGCCUCGCCAUGGAGAACAAUAUUAAGCUGAGCGAGGUGGUGGGUACGGGUAAAGAUGGCCGUAUCCUGAAGGAGGACAUCUUGAAUUACCUGGCGCGCCAGACGGGUGCCAUCUUGCCCCCCGCUCCCUUCCAGGAGAUCCAGCCGCCGCCCCCACGCACCCCCACCCCGCGCCCAGCCUCCCCUACCCCUCCACAGACAGCAGCCACACCCGCCUUCCCCAAGCCUGUCUUUACCGGCAAGGACCGCACAGAGCCCCUCAAAGGGUUCCACAAGGCUAUGGUGAGGACGAUGACGGCUGCCCUGAAGAUUCCGCACUUUGGCUACUGUGACGAGGUGGACCUGACUCAGCUGACGCGCCUCCGGGCGGAGCUUAAAGCCGUCUCCCAAUCACGCGGCGUCAAGCUCAGCUUCAUGCCCUUCUUCAUCAAGGCAGCGUCUCUGGGUCUCUUCCACUUCCCCAUCCUCAACGCGUCCCUGGAUGAAGCCUGCCAGAACAUCACCUACAAGGCAUCCCACAACAUCGGCUUGGCCAUGGAUACGGCCCAGGGGCUGCUGGUCCCCAAUGUGAAGAAUGUUCAGAUGCUGAGUGUGUUUGAGAUCGCGGCGGAGCUGAACCGGCUCCACAACCUGGGCCUGUCCGGACAGCUCAGCACACAAGACCUCACCGGAGGAACCUUCACACUCUCCAACAUCGGAUCGAUCGGGGGCACCUAUGCCAAGCCUGUGAUUCUGCCUCCUGAGGUGGCCAUCGGAGCUCUGGGGAAAGUCCAGGUGCUGCCACGGUUUGGCCCUAAUGACUCUAUCGUGAAGGCACACAUCAUGCAGGUGAGCUGGUCAGCUGACCACCGCAUCAUCGACGGGGCGACCAUGUGCCGCUUCUCCAACCUGUGGAAGUCGUACCUGGAGAACCCGGCCAGCAUGAUCCUGGACCUCAAAUGAGGACCGCACACCGCUGUGGACCUCCAAGGAGGACCCCUUGCUCCAUCACAACAAUGGACCUGCCCACCUCCCCCAUCCCCCUGUUCAGUCUCCUCACCCCAACCCGCCCACCUCACCCCCGUCCCAGUCGCAACGCACCACCAGCCACCAUGCUGCUGAUCCUCCAAACACCCCCCCCCCCCCCCCUCUUCCCCCUCACCCCCCCUGGACCACAACCUGUGUCCCACCCCCUCCUCAUGUCUAUCAGUAAUGUAUGCAAGACUUGGGGCAGAUGGAAGGGUGCGUGUGUGCUCAUCUCUGAACAACCCCUUCUCUCCCUGGGCAUGCCCAGUACUGAGCCCCUAACUGGGCAUGGUCCGUAGAGGCCUUUUCUUUUUCUUUUCUUUUUGUCUUUUCUGGUUGUCGUGUUGCCAUUCUUUUGCCCCCCCCCUGUGCCCCUAGAAAACAUUCUUAGGACCUCUGUGCCCACCUUUUAAACAUUGUAAUUUCCUGUGCCGAACUCUAAUGCCCUCUAUGCCCUUUUGAAGAAUUCCAAUACCCCCAUGUGCCCAUGUCAAACAUUCAAAUGCCCCCUGUGCCCAUUUAAGUGUUCUCAUGCCCUCUGAUCUAUUUAGGCCAGUCGUCACCUAGUCCCUCUAGAGGGGUUGCGAGUGAGAGAGUGAGAGAGUGAGAUGAAUAGGUGAUGAUAUUGUAUGAUAUGAGUGAAUGAUUAGAUGUGCAUGAUAUGCCGAUAUGAAUGGGAAAGUGCCUCAGCAGCAUCAGUAGUGGCGAUGGCAGUGUGGUUAUCUUUACAUCUGGAUGUUUACUUCACCAGACAGCUCUGAUUGGGCAGUUGGAAAGGGCGGCUCUCAUUGGCCCAGAUUGUUAUUCCUUCUGUUCUAGAAUUCUGCUAGCCCCACAAAUCCUCAAGAGCACCGUCUCCCUGUGGAAAUGUGCUGGGUUACUGGGUGUUCCUUUUAAACCGUCACUAUGGCUCUUUCUCAAUGCCCAGGGCGUGAAACGCCCAGUGAUUGGAUACUCUUUGGUGAACUCCGCGGAGUAUCCAAUCACUAGGCGUUUCACGUCCUAGCAAGGAUAGAACACUUGACAUUGAGAUGGGGCCUAUCUCUGCUGUAGAAAUGUAUAUGGGGCUAUUGGGUAUUCCUUUAUACUGUAGCCUCUGCUGCCCCCGUGUGGUGAGGAGUGUAUUUCCUGACGCCUUAAAGCUCCCCAGCACCGAUCUCCAUUAGAGAGAGGGGUCGCAUAGCAUAGCCACGUAGAGCUGUCUAAAGGGACCUGUGCAUAUGCGAAUGUUAAGGUCCGAUUGUGUUUUCCUUUCCUUUGCCCCUGUCUGUAGCCCCGGGGUUCUGACUUGCACAAGGGAGUGAACGCCUCGACGCUAUUGGAGGAAGCGUUUAGGGGUAACCAUGGUGACAUAUGGACUAAGUGAAAGCAUUUUUUUCUGUGUUUGGGUGUUUGGUGCUAAUCUUCUGGGAAGACCUGAAGAGGCCAACUCUACCCACUUUCUGGGUUAGGCAAGUGGCCUACUCUACCCAAUGGCUGGGUUAGACAAGUGGCCUACUCUUCUCUCCUCUGGUUUGCUAUCUGCUUUUGUCUUUAUAGAGGUAUCAUGUGAUGGGAUUGCUAGGCCUGUAGUAGCCUAUAGGUCUGUAUACCUGUAGAUCUCUGACAGCUAAGGGCUUAUGGGUCCUAUACUGUAUAUCCUGUACGUAGGGAGUCACUGCUACUGGUAGAGGAUGUGUGUGUGUUUUGUUACACUGUGUGUGUCACUGUCACAUACUACUCUGCCUCUUCUGUGUGUGUGAAUGUGUGCGUGUGUGUGUGGAUCUUGGAAAAACGUUUUAAUAAAAGUCGACCUUUCUGUGA